UAAGCUGUAAGCGAAUCAAGUGCUAGUGUUUAUAUAUAUAUAUAUAUAUGUGAAUGUUGAUAGUAGCACACAGAAUAUAUAAUUAGGCCAAUUCAAAGAAAGGCACAGAGAGUUCAAUGGCAGUGGUAAUUGGUGCAGUUAUGCCUGUAAUUGUCAAGCUUUUGCUACUGCUUUUAUGCCUCAAUUUUAACUCUUCUCUCACUCAAGCAAGAAAAUGGGAAUCGUGGAAAGAUAAAUACCCAUUCAUAAAGCCAGCAAGCUCAUUUUCAUCAUCAAAUGCUUGGAGCAGCGGUAGCAGCAAGGGUCAUAAUUAUGAUUACAUAAUAGUGGGAGGAGGCACAGCUGGCUGUCCAUUGGCAGCAACUUUGUCACAGAAAUUCAAUGUGUUGUUGCUGGAAAGAGGGGGAGUCCCAUUUGCCAAUGCAAAUGUCUCCUUAAUGCAAAAUUUUCACAUCUCUUUGGCUGACACUUCUCCUCAUUCUGCUUCCCAAAUUUUUGCUUCAACUGAUGGUGUCUUUAAUGCAAGAGCUAGAGUCUUGGGUGGAGGCACUUGCAUCAAUGCUGGUUUCUAUAGUCGCGCUAGCCAAAGCUAUAUCAAGAAAGCAGGAUGGGAUUCUAAACUGGUAAAUGAAUCAUUCCCCUGGAUUGAGAAGCAAAUUGUUCAUAAACCAAUCUUAGCACCAUGGCAAAAAGCAGUAAGCGACGGUCUACUAGAAGUUGGUAUAUCACCUUAUAAUGGAUUCACUUAUGAUCAUAUAUAUGGAACCAAGUUUGGAGGAACUCUUUUCGAUAGAUUUGGUCAUCGGAAGACUGCAGCUGAUCUUCUCACCUCAGCCAAUCCUGAGAAGCUUGAUGUUUUGGUGCAUGCGAUGGUUCAAAAGAUUGAAUUUGACACAUCAGGAAGGAAGCCAAGAGCAGUAGGAGUCAUCUUCAAAGACGAAAAGGGGAACCAACACACAGCAUUCCUUUCAAAGAGAAAGGGAAGUGAAAUUAUAGUGUCAUCUGGUGCAAUUGGAAGUCCUCAGAUUCUGUUGCUCAGUGGAAUAGGACCAAAGGCUGAAUUGAAAAAAUUGAACAUCUCGGUGGUGUUUGAUAAUAAAUUUGUCGGUAAAGGCAUGUCAGACAACCCCUUGAACACCAUAUUUGUUCCAACAAAUAGGCCUGUUCAGCAGUCACUUAUCCAGACUGUAGGAAUUACCAAGAUGGGGGUCUAUAUUGAAGCUAGUAGUGGAUAUGGAGAAACCGAAGAUAGCAUUCAUUGCCAUCAUGGUAUAGUUUCAGCUGAGAUAGGGCAACUCUCCGCAAUUCCUCCAAAGCAGAGAACACUGGAAGCAAUUGAAGUCUACAAAAGAAACAAGAAACAUGUUCCACAAGAAGCAUUCAGGGGAGGUUUCAUAUUAGAAAAGAUCGCGACACCUUUAUCAACAGGGCACAUUAGCUUGAAGAGCACCAAGGUUGAUGACAGUCCUUCCGUCACUUUCAACUACUUCAGCCAUCCACGCGACCUGAAGAGAUGUGUAGAUGGCAUACGCAUCGUGGAGCAGAUUGUGAAAUCAAAACAUUUCACCACUUACGCACAGUGUGACAAGGAUACACUGGACAAGUUGCUAAACAUGAGUGUCCAAGCUAACAUUAAUCUUAUACCGAAACACACUAAUGAUACAGAGUCACUUGAACAGUUCUGCAAAGACACAGUGACUACAAUAUGGCACUACCAUGGCGGUUGCCAAGUAGGCAAGGUGGUAACCCCUGAUUACAGGGUUAUGAAUGUCAACAGGCUCCGGGUCAUUGAUGGUUCUACAUUCAACGAGUCGCCAGGCACCAAUCCUCAAGCCACCGUGUUGAUGAUGGGCAGGUACAUGGGAGUAAAGAUUUUAAGAGAAAGAUUAGGAAGAGCAGCUGGUUUGUAAAGAUUCUACUGGUUCUUUUUUAGUCCUUUUUUGCAGGGGAAACUGAGACGCAAGUGUGAGUUUUGUCAUUUUGAUUCUUUGGCAAGUAGUUAUAUGUGUAGUCUGCAGAGUUUGGCUUGCCACACAAAAGAGUAAUUGGGACGAAAAAACUUACCCGCAACUAUUGUAACUAUAUUAUUUUAUCAUGGUUAAGUGAUAAAUAGAGACGACAAUAUACGUCAUUUAACCAUGAUUAGUGAUAAGUACACAUACAUGAAAGAGACAUGUCAUGUGUUUAUUCAUUUUAUGAAAACAUUCGGUGGUGCAAGUAAGUUUUUUUUAUUAUACGUGUGUUGUUA
Solanum lycopersicum (tomato) is the source of this 2248-nucleotide messenger RNA. Its product is annotated as protein HOTHEAD. Gene Ontology annotation, molecular function: oxidoreductase activity, acting on CH-OH group of donors; flavin adenine dinucleotide binding. NCBI's taxonomy places the organism in Eukaryota, Viridiplantae, Streptophyta, Magnoliopsida, Solanales, Solanaceae. The record is from RefSeq and is a predicted model, not a curated record.